Molecule: messenger RNA, 1998 nt
Organism: Colletotrichum graminicola M1.001
Lineage: Eukaryota; Fungi; Ascomycota; Sordariomycetes; Glomerellales; Glomerellaceae
Exons: 5
Coding region: 1-1998 (665 amino acids)
Biological process (GO): mitotic DNA damage checkpoint signaling; protein phosphorylation
Cellular component (GO): nucleus
Molecular function (GO): ATP binding; protein binding; protein serine/threonine kinase activity
Source: RefSeq, a predicted model, not a curated record
AUGGCUCCUCAAUCCGAAAAGAGCCAACUGAAAAGAACUAGAGGUUCUCUACCAGAAUCGGACCUGGAUGCGAAGAAGCCCCGCCGUUCCGAGAGGACAUCGCCAGAACCCAACGACAAGACCCCGGUUUCCAACAAGCACCAGCUUCCGUCCCCGGUCACGAGGGAUAGUGACUCGGACGAGGUCUACAAGGAGCCGACCGCCACGCCACCAGAGGGACGGCCCAGCCAGGUUAACCACCGCGAAAAGGACGACACGUCCCACGCAUUGAACAACAUCUCGUCGCCGCCGCAGGACACCCAGGCCUUCUCGCAAUAUCCUCAGGAGACGAAAGAUGCCCUUUCGGACGAGGUCGAAGAUGAGGUGAAGGAGGGUGUAUGGGGAUAUCUGUUCCCGCUCGAUACGAAGUAUGGCAAGGUUGUCGUUAUGAAGAAGAGGGCUGCUUGCCCGUUGCCAGAUACUGUCAACGCUGCGAAAGAGUCGGCGGGUAAGGACCAGAAGGGGAAGUCGACUUUGCAAAAGGAGGAGGAGGCAUACGAGCGCACAAAGAUUAAAGGAAUUGCUUCGGGCGGUUAUUUGAUCGGACGUCAUCCAGAGUGCGACAUCGUUGUGGAAGACCCCAUCGUUUCGAAUCGGCACUGCCUGAUCUUUUCCGAGAACAAAGGCGGCGACAAUGUGGCUAUCGUGGAGGACCUUUCGAGUAAUGGAACCUUUGUCAAUGAGGCCAAUGUGGGUCGGAACAAGCGGAGAGAGCUUCAGGAACAGGACGAAAUUGCCGUCAUCGACAAAGCCCGUUUCAUCUUUAGGUACCCGAAGACCCGGCAAUCCAGCGCCUUCCUGAAUCAGUAUACACUACUGGAGAAGCUCGGUAAGGGUCAUUUCGCCGAGGUCUUCUUGUGUGUUGAGAAAUCUACCGGCCAAAGGUAUGCUGUCAAGAUCUUCACCAAGACUGCCGGCAUGGAUGAGAGGUCGAAACAGGAGGGUCUGCAGCAGGAGAUUGCUGUCCUCAUGGGCGUUAGUCACCCCAACGUCCUCUGCCUGAAGGACACAUUCAAUGAGCGAAAUGCUGUGUACUUGGUCCUCGAGUUGGCGCCAGAAGGCGAGCUGUUCAACUUCAUUGUCAUGAAGCAGAAGCUGAGUGAAGACGAAACGCGCAAGCUGUUCAAGCAACUUUUCCAAGGCAUCAAGUAUCUGCACGACCGCAAUAUUGUGCACCGCGACAUCAAGCCCGAAAACAUCCUGAUGGUGGACAGGGAUCUCCACGUCAAGCUGGCUGAUUUCGGCUUAGCGAAGAUCAUCGGCGAGGAGUCUUUUACCACCACGUUGUGCGGUACACCCAGUUAUGUGGCGCCGGAAAUUCUUGCCGAGGGUAGACAUCGGAAGUACACCAAAGCCGUGGACAUCUGGUCUCUCGGCGUGGUGUUGUAUAUCUGCUUGUGUGGCUUCCCGCCAUUCUCGGAUGAACUCUACUCGACGGACUUCCCUUUCACAUUGUCGCAACAAAUCAAAAGUGGACGUUUCGACUACCCCUCGCCGUACUGGGAUUCUGUUGGGGACCCUGCUCUUGAUUUGAUCGACUCCAUGCUGGUCGUCGACCCCGAACGCCGGUACACUGUCGACCAAUGUCUCAACCAUCCCUGGAUGACUCAGAACCAGCCGGGUGUCAAUGAUAGCACCGAUGGCUUGGUCGGUGGUAUCCAAGGCUUGGAUGUCCAUCGGCGAGGCGUCACCAGAGAACGGACGUUGCUGAGCUCCAUGAACUCGGUACAAGUCGCCACACGACCGCCUGUGGGGGACAGCAAGAAGCCCAUCCACAUAUACGCCAAGAAUACGAAGAAAAUGGUCCCGAAAGAGGUCGAUCCUCAUGGACAACGGAACGUCAGCGAAUUUGUUGAGAUGGGCGGCAAGGGUGACCAGCCACUCUUCGGCGCAGAUGGCGAAAGCAUAUACUCUAAGGACGACAUCAGCGGCGGCAAGACCAAGGGUGGAGGGAAGUAG